This is a messenger RNA of Aspergillus puulaauensis, 1914 nucleotides long. Its product is annotated as putative C6 transcription factor. Gene Ontology annotation, molecular function: zinc ion binding; DNA-binding transcription factor activity, RNA polymerase II-specific; DNA binding. The coding region runs from base 1 to 1914 and encodes 637 amino acids. The transcript has 4 exons. Lineage: Eukaryota; Fungi; Ascomycota; Eurotiomycetes; Eurotiales; Aspergillaceae. The record is from RefSeq and is a predicted model, not a curated record. Gene Ontology annotation, biological process: DNA-templated transcription; regulation of DNA-templated transcription.
AUGUCGCACCGCCCGCGGAAAUUCCAGCGCAUCUCCAAAGCCUGCGAUUUUUGCAACCGCCGCAGCAUCAAAUGCAAUAAGAACAACGGCCCCCUUGCGCCCUGCCAGAACUGCGCCGACUUCGAUGUCCCCUGCACCUACGAUCGGCCCGCCCGCCGACGCGGCGCUCGAAGGAAUGCCAGUCCUGCCGCCAGCCAGACGAUGCAACCCACCGGCGCGCUUCCCACGCUUUCCGCACAGCAAACGCCUCGCGAUGAAGACCUUGCCCGCACCGGCUCCGUUUCCAGCACAAUCAUGCAGUCUCGCACAAGUAAUGCCUCGUGGGACGGUGUCAAUGGGACUCACGCUGCGGUCGCCGGUCCAAGCGAUGGUGGGCUGAUCUCUCCAUGGAAGGCGUUUGCGACCGCCUGCAAUAGAACCAUCCAGGACUUGGCCCAGGUCUACUUUGAGAUCGUAUAUCCUAUAUUUCCCUUGUUCCACUGGCCCACGUUUACGAAGGCCCUCGAGAAUAUGGACUACCUCCACGACGAUGGCUUUUUCGCCUCGACAAUGGCAAUGUGUGCGUUGGCUUCUGCCCGCGCUCGCGAUGGAGCCUUGUACACAACGCGAUGGACCCCACACCAGCUGGCCAGUCCUCCGUCGGAAGUCUUUUGGACGGCCGCGAAAGAAUCGAUUCCUCGUGACCUGGCCAAUGCCAGAGGAACUGAGUACAUGCGAGCAUCUGCCAUAUUGAGUAUCGCCAGUAUUCAGCAUGGGCAGAUUCACGGCAUGCAGCAGUACCUCGGCAUCUACCACACACUCGCGACGAUGGACGGGCUGCAGGAUGAAAAGUUCUGGCCCAAGGACCUGGAUCCCAUUACUGUUGAAAUCCGGCGACGAAUGUUCUGGUCUAUCUACACAUUGGACGUGUAUUCAUCCAUCGUCUGGGGCGGUGUCAUUCGCCACCGAGAAACGCAGUCUAAUGUUCGGUAUCCUGGCGAGUUAAGAGACGAUUUUCUCAUAAAUCCUAAAUCUGCUGCAACGUCGCCAGACGAGAAUGGCAGAUUGGUUGGGCAUGCACCAUCAGACGACUGGAUAAAUGGCUGGAACUUCAUCACCGAUAUGUAUCGCGUCUUGGAACAUGCCGUCGAUAGCCAGAGACGGCGUAUCGUCCCCAACAACGGGACGACGGACGUUUGGUCAUUAUUCAGUCCAUCUCAAAUGGCGGGUUCCUGGCUCAUGGACCAUGUUGUAGCCAUGUACGCGGCCCUUCCACCCCAGUUCCACCAAACUCAACCGGUCAUCGGUGAUCUGUCCCAGGACAUUUUCGGUUUCCAGUCGGCCAAUAUUCAAGCAACGCUUCAGCUGCUGCGGAUGGUUGUGUCUUCGAAUGGAGACCAGGGCGUGGAUGAGAAAUGUGACGUCGCCGGACAGGUCUUGAGUGUCUUCUCCAAGGUCCCUGUUGAAUACCUCAAAGCCAUCAGUUCCCCAUUGCUUCACCACCUCGCUGGUAUUGGUUACAUUCUCGGCUCGGUAAUGGAAGGCAGUUUAUCAGAAGCUUCUUAUAAACGCGUCCGCACUCUGCUCCUGGAAAUGGCCGACCUCCUGCAUCGACUAGAGUCAGGUCUCCGCCGCUCCACUGGCACGAGCGAACGACUCAGGGCACAAGUGAGUCGCAUUGACGAGUACAUGUUGUCCCAGCGAUUAGCGACCACGGUCCCACCUGCCGUACCCCACACGGGGAUAAUUAAGGACGACCUGGUCUCGCCGCUUUACCAACAAUCAAACCUUACGCCUAUCCAGGCCCCUAUCACCGGAAUAGACGACCCGAUCGCUCAAUUCCAGCUGCCGCCUGAGUUGCUGAAUGAUUGGCCGUGGCCGUUUGAUACCGGUUUCUCGUCUGAGGGGAUGUUUCCCCUUGCUUUCGUGAAGUGA